Aspergillus aculeatus ATCC 16872 is the source of this 1788-nucleotide messenger RNA. RefSeq names its product putative FAD monooxygenase. The coding region runs from base 1 to 1788 and encodes 595 amino acids. The record is from RefSeq and is a predicted model, not a curated record. NCBI's taxonomy places the organism in Eukaryota, Fungi, Ascomycota, Eurotiomycetes, Eurotiales, Aspergillaceae. The transcript is spliced from 5 exons. Gene Ontology annotation, molecular function: FAD binding.
AUGGCGGCUGUUUGGAUGGCUCAAUUGAACAUCAAGACCCUCGUGAUCGAGACGAAGUCGUGUAGAACGUUGGCAGGGCAUGCAGACGGGCUCGAAAGUAGAACUUUAGAAAUUCUGGACAGUUUUGGUCUUGCUGGUAUCAUCUGGAAGGAAUCCAACAGGACCAUGGAAGUGUGUUUGUGGCACCGUGACCCUCGAGGAGUCUUAUGUCGCGACAGCGUCUCGCCCAAUUGCAACCCUGGGCUGUCUAGAUUCCAGGAAGUCACCCUUGGCCAAGGACGGAUUGAAGAACGUCUACUCGAAUUCAUUGACAAAUCCCCAAAUGUGCAAAUCAAAUGGGAGACAUCACCCCAGCAACUCCUCAUUCACCAAGACUUGGUUGACCUUCACAGGGAAUAUGCUGUUGAACUACGUCUGGACACAGAUUCGGUCGUGCGCACCAAAUACCUAAUCGGCUGUGAUGGCGCCCACAGCUGGGUUCGCAAACAAGUGGGGUUAAGCCUGGAGGGUAAUACUGCCAGUAACGGCGACUGGGGCGUGCUUGACUGUAUACCAACCACCGAUUUUCCUGACAUUCGCAAACGGUGCAUCAUCAAAGCCCCAGCCGGCAAUGUCAUGGUCAUUCCCAGAGAAGACAACCUCGUACGCUUCUAUGUUCAGCUCUCCGCCAGAUGUGCGACUCGAUUUCGGAGAGACCAUCAGCCUUCUGUCCUCUUGUCAAUUCUUGGCGACGCGUUGAAGCCGUAUUACCUCGUCACCUCUCACGUCGAGUGGUGUACAAUAUACACGGUUGGCCAGAGAUUAUGCACGGAUUUUUCGGUGCAAGAUCGAAUCUUUCUUUCUGGGGAUGCUGUCCAUACCCAUUCGCCCAAGGCUGGUCAGGGGAUGAACGUCAGCAUGCAGGAUACCUACAAUCUGGGCUGGAAGCUGGCUUCGGUCUUGAAAAGCGUGGCUACACCUGCCAUCCUGCAAACAUACCAGGAAGAAAGACUGCCUGUCGCCGAACGAUUGAUCCGUUUUGAUCACCGGAUGUGCUUGGGUGUCUGCUCCGGUCCGGACGAUGAUUUGGCCGAACGAGAAAAGCUGGCAGACUUCAAGGACAAGGCCACAGGACUUGAAGGCACCCUCUCAGAGGAGAACACGACAGCCUCAGGGCUGAGUGUCACCUAUCCCCCGAAUCUCUUGGUGACUGGCACCCGGAACUCUCACUCGCGACCGGACAAGAAUGGAGUCCUCUACUGUAGCAAGCCUCACCUGGCUGAGAACAUUGUGGUUGGUCGACGUCUGCCAGAUGUCCUUGUGCUCUGUCAAAGUGACUCACAGCCAUGGCAUCUCCAAGAGAGACUCCCGAGCACCGGGCAAUGGCACCUGCUUGUUUUCGGGGGCGACAUCAGCCAGGCGUUGCAAAUGCAGCGGGUGGAAGCUCUGGCGAGACAGCUCACCCGCCGUAACUCCAUCCUUGCUCCACGCUGUAUGUCAGGGGCGACAACAGCCGUGGGGUCAGUAGCAGUAUACUUGAUCCAUUCCGCCUCUAGGUUCGAUGUUCAACUCAUGAGUCUACCCCCAAUAUUUCGCCCCUACGACGAUCGGAGGGGCCGUGAGUAUAGGAGGGUCUUCGCCGACAACAAGGGGUUCGCGCCGGGCUGUGGCAUGGCCUACUCGCUCUAUGGUAUCGCGCCGGAGGGCUGUGUGGUGUUAUUGCGUCCUGACCAGCAUUGCUCACUAGUUGUUUCAUUGGAGGACUCGGAUAUUCUAGAACGAUUCUUUUCACUGUUUGUACCGGUGUGA